This is a messenger RNA of Rotaria sp. Silwood1, 2808 nucleotides long. The record is from the annotation of a GenBank genome assembly. Lineage: Eukaryota; Metazoa; Rotifera; Eurotatoria; Philodinida; Philodinidae.
AUGUCUUUGCCAGGAAAAAAAACUCGAGAUUUAUCACAAUUACCAACAUUGUGUUAUGAAAUAAAAUUAAAUUUACCAAUCAAUUUUGAUAGUAAUCCACAAGAAAUAUCUUUUUUAGAUUUAAUUGCAAAUGAUUCAAAAUUUAAAAAUGAUAAAGAAAGUUUGGAAUUAGUACUUAGCUCUUAUGUUAAAGCAUGUGGAAAACAAAGCGUUAAAGAAAUUCUUUCUGAACGUGAUACUAUUGUUGAUGAUAAUGCAUCAUUAUCUGAUAUAAUUCGUGCAUUAAUGGAUUAUAAUGAUCAACAAAAUGCUAAUUUAGGUGUUGGUUAUAAUGAUCCAGAAAAUGAUGAUUCAUUUAUUGAUGAUUCGACAGCUGCACAAGAUAUAAUACCAAAAAAUAUGACAAAUGAACGAGAUGGAUUUUAUGUUAAUGAAAAACAUCAACCAAUUAAAGCUCGAUAUUUAAGUGAUUCGAGUGAAUCAAAUAGUGAAGAUGAAGAAAUUGAUGAUAGUGAUGAUGACGAUGAUGAUGAAUCAAGUGAAAGUGAGAAAGAAGGAAAAGAAAAAAAGAUAAUUAAUAAUAAUCAAGAAGAUUUAAAUGAAAAAAAUGCAAAAAAGGCUAAAACAGAUGAUAAUGCAAUUCCAAAAUUACCAAAUAUCAAACGAAAACGAAGUAUAUCUGAUAUUGAAACACCUUCAUUAACAACCAAUUUUGAUGAUCAAAUUAAUAACAGCAAGCCAGUCGACGAAACAGUUAAAAAAGUUAAAAAAUCAAGUGAAACAAUUAAUGAACAAUCUAUACCAAAUGCAGUAACAUAUGUUUUACCAAAUGAAAUAGACAAUGAUAUUAAACAAUCGAUCGAAAAAUUAUCCAAAUUAAUUUCAUCUGAUCAAACAAAUACUAAUGCUCAAAAGAAGAUUGAACGUCUUUUUGAUUCUACUGUGUGUCGUGAAUUACUUGAUUUGGUAAAAAAACUUCAUCGUCAUACAAAUGCUAAUCGACAAUUAGUAUUUGAUAUUUUAAGUACAAAAACUGGUAUAUGUGCUUCAUUAUUAAUAACACGAGGUCGAUUAUUAUUAUUAAAUGAUUAUGAACCAUUGGUGGUAUCAAUGUCAUUAAAUGAACUUCGAGACAAAUUAAAAAUUGAAGUUAAUCGUUCAUUAGAAUCACACAUACAAGCACAUAAUCAAGCAAUAAAAGAAUGGCAAAAGAAAAUGGUUGAAAAUCCAUCAAAAGAUAAAAAUCGAGGACCAAGAAAAAAUUUUCGUUUAUAUAAAACAAUAAAUGAAUUAAUUAUUCGUUGUAUUGAUCGUAAACUUGAAACAAUGACAAUAUUUGAUUCAGAUUCAUUAGAAUUAUUUCUUCAUGAUUAUAUUGUCUCAUUAUGGGAAAAACCUGGAUGGAUGACAGCAAAAAAAAUCAUUAAUGAAGUUAUUAGACUUGAAUAUCGACCAUUACGAGAUAUGAAUGUACCUUUAAAUCAAUCAUCUCAAGCAACUCGAAUAACAACAACACCUUCAAUAGCUGAACGAAUAAAGAAAGAUACUCCAACGAUUCCACAACCACCACCGCCGUCGUCGGCACCAUCAUCAAAAAUAUCAAAUCCUAACCCAGCGCCAACAAUCAAUGCAACAAAAGUUUCUCAACAACAAAAUUUAAAAACAAAUGAUAUCAAAUCUUCUAUUCAUCCAACCACAAAUCCAGCUCAUGGAAAAUCAUUAGAAAUGGCUACACGUGUUACAACUAAUCCUAUUAAACAACAUACACCGCAUUCAACGCCGACUGAAUCAAUAACUAGUCAAUCAUCGGAACAGUCAUCAAUUAAAUCUACGAAAACUGAUAUUGUUCGUCCAAUAGUAAAACCAGCUAUAGUUUCUCCAUUAUCACAAUCCGAUUCAAUAAUUAAACGUAAUUCAACAUCAAAUUCUUCAAAUGUUAUUGAUCUGACUAUGGAUUUAUUUCCUCAACAUAAAAAACAUUCAAAUGAAUUCUCAAAUUCAACUUCAAGAAUAAAUACUCAUUCUUCUUCACAUAAAGAUUUAUCAUUAUCACAACGACCAACUUCUUCAUCCACAUCAUCAAUAAAUAUAACCAUGCAACAACAACAACAACAACAACAACAACAGCAAUUUGCUACAAAAAUUACAUCUGAAAAAUCUCCAGCUGGAUCUUUUCUUAAAGAGGCUCUUCUAACUGGUUCAUCAUCACCAAAACUUUCUGCGUCACCAUUAGCUGUUGAUAAUAUGCUGAAUAAAUCACUUAAUAGUCCAAAAACGAAAACAAAUACAUCAACUAUGAAACCACCACCUCCACUCCCACCACCUACAACAACAACAUUACAAAGUCCAACAAAUCAUACACAACGUUCUUCUAGUUCAAGCAAAAGUAGUACAAAUCGUCCCUCAACUGAUUAUACUCAUCAUCGAACUGAUCAACAAGUUCAACAACAAAAAACUCCAUCAUCUUCAAAUCGAUCACAAUCAAGUACAGCAUCACCUACGUCUAUUUCACCAUCAUCACGACGUUCAACAACGGGCUUUUCUUCUACACAUGAACAACAGUCAAAUCGUGGUCUUUCAUCUCAAGUUGCUAUUCCAUCAGCAUUAUCACAAUCGAUUCAUUGGGAUCAAGCAACAUUACAAUUAGCUGCAGCUGCUCUAGCUAAUCCUCAAUUACUUAAUUCAACUGUAUUUGAUCCAAGUUUAUUUAAUUCAGUUUUUGCUAGUGCUGCAAGUAUUGUUUCGUCUAAUCAAUCCUCAUCACGUCAGCAACACUCACAAAAUACGAAUAAUAAUCGACGAACUUGA